Molecule: messenger RNA, 2941 nt
Organism: Ictalurus punctatus (channel catfish)
Lineage: Eukaryota; Metazoa; Chordata; Actinopteri; Siluriformes; Ictaluridae
Gene: xiap
Product: E3 ubiquitin-protein ligase XIAP
Exons: 8
Coding region: 747-2063 (438 amino acids)
Biological process (GO): positive regulation of protein ubiquitination; regulation of cell cycle; negative regulation of apoptotic process
Cellular component (GO): nucleus; cytoplasm
Molecular function (GO): cysteine-type endopeptidase inhibitor activity involved in apoptotic process; ubiquitin protein ligase activity
Source: RefSeq, a predicted model, not a curated record
CUCGUUCCAUGCCUCUUUAUAUGAUUAACACAUUGUAGAUUAAACAGCAUGCACGAUAAUUAUUAAGCAAGCAUUUGUACCAUAAAAUCAUUCAUUCAAUCUUUCCUUGUGCCUUUAUAGUGACCCUAGGGAAUAGCCAUGAUCGUCUUUAAAUAUUCAAAUCUUCCUGUACGAAUCCCUGAUCAACCUCGAGUUCCUCAGCUAGUAAUUGCAGGUGUAGUGCAAGAAUCAAAAUCACAAGAAAAAAAACGUGCGAUGGAAGCCAAAACUAAGACGAGAGAGAGUAAAAAUAUUUGUGAAAUGUAGACCUCCUUUGCCCGAGGUGUAAUGCCAACAAUGUGUCAAGCGCGUCUUGAUGACGUCACGCCCCUCCUCCUGGCUGUGGUUCUGGACUUCUUGCAGUAGAAGGGUCGAGCAGGUCAGCUGUCUGUCAACAGAAAAGCUGUCGGUAUAUAACAGUAUCUGAACAGUACCAUCAGAUACAUAAGGGUCAGAUUUACCUGAUUUAUCAACAUAAGUCUAUGGUAAGGCUGCAUCGAUCUUUCGCUCUACACAACAAAGGUAGAACCGCCUGCGUGUCAAUACGGACUUCAGGGUGAAACUUUUCCUCGGGCGUCCUCCGGUUUGCUUGUUGUCCAGAAAAUCUGAAAAGACUCGCGCAGCCCAGCCAGGAGACGCUAAAUUGUCGUGGAAAUUAUACAACACUCGCAGACUCGUCCUCUGAAGCUGACAUUCUCAUUGCGACGAUGGCUGACUCUAAUAGUUUUGAACAGAUUGAAACUGAUGACGGACUGCCAGACUGGUCUGCGAUGAGCACACGAUUGAACUCGUUCCGGGCUUUUCCCCAUCCUGAGCAAGUUCCUGCAGAGAGGUUGGCGCGAGCGGGCUUCUACUUCACAGGUGAAUCUGAUCGAGUGUGCUGCUUCAGCUGCUUGCACACCAUUGAGGACUGGCACCAAGGAGACAACCCAGUAGAAAGACACCAUGACGUCUCACCUGCCUGCAUGUUCCUCAGGUGCGUUCAUCACAGGAGCCUUGCUAGUGGAACUUCCCCUCAGUCUCCUGGCCCCAUCUAUGACGAGGAGGCAGAAGCCAUGGAGUUUAGAUUAAGAACACGAGAAGUAGUGGAUGAGUCGGUGUAUCCCAGGAUUCCGCAUAUGAAGAGCGAAGAUGCACGGCUGAGGACGUUCAGCAACUGGCCCUCUUGGUCUCCAGUACAGCCUCAUGACCUAGUGCAAGCUGGGAUGUUUUACGUGCCAGAGAGUAACAGGCAAGAAGACAGGGUGCAGUGUUUCUGCUGCGCAGGCAUGCUGGUCAACUGGGAGGAAGGUGAUGAUCCCUGGCAGGAACAUGCCAGAGUUUACCCAAACUGCUUUUUCAUUUUGGGUCAUGAUGUGGGGAACAUCCCCUCUACGCAACCAAGACAGAGAAGCAGUGCUCAUAACAGUUCAAUGGAGUCCUUUGAGGAGCGCCUUGAAAGCUUCAGGGACAGAGUGCAUCCCAUCAACCCAGAAAGGCUGGCUAGAGCUGGGUUUUCUAGCGUAGGUGACCGAGACUGUGUGGUUUGCUUCAAAUGUGGAGGACGUCUGAAGAACUGGCAGCCAGAUGAGGACCCGUGGGAGGAGCAUGCCAAGCACUAUCCAGGAUGCAGUUUCCUGCUCGCAGAAAAAGGGCAAGAGUUUAUCAACAGCGUUCAGCUAAGAACUCCAGGACACAGCUCUUCAAAUGGAUUUUCCAGUCGUGAGAGAGCAGCAUCAAAUGUACUGCAGUCAGAGAGCCGUGAGGACUAUUCAACUAUGGAAGAUGUCGUUGUAGACAUAACCAGUGGUGUGUUUGAUAGCGAUUCUGAUAUGUGUCAGGAUACUCUGAACGAAGACCCCUUGAAGAAGCUGGAGACGCUGCAGCGUGAAAAGCUCUGCAAAGUGUGCAUGGACAGUGACAUUGCGAUCGUCUUCAUCCCCUGCGGACACUUGGUGACUUGUAAGAAGUGCUCUGAGCCUCUUCGCAAGUGCCCCAUCUGUUGUGCAGACAUCACACAGAAAAUCAAGACGUUCAGCUCGUAACCUCCAGCGCACUCACGCUCAGACAGAACUGCUGCGUUCCCACUCAUUUAAUUAUGAGCAAUCCUUAAAAAGAUACAUGUAUAUGGAUCCUUAAACAUACACACACAAUACAUGGAUGCGUUAGACAAAAAGAAUUUUAUUGUUUUAUACUAUAGGGUAUAUAAUGAGAAAUAUUUGUAUAUUUGGAUUAUGUUAGAGCAAAUAUGUAGUACAUAUGAAAAACAUUUUUUGGAAGGACCAGGUAAAGCUGAGGCUGCUGUCUGGGUACAGAUCAAAUGUAAUCUUACGAUAAAUAUAUUAUAAGUAGAUAAUUUAAUCUUUGCAUGUAUGUGUGUGUGUGUGUGUGUGUGUGUGUGUGUGUGUAUGUAUAUAUAUACAUGCGCGCGCGUGCACACACACACACGCACACACACACACACACACACACACUUUGUUGGGGCUAUUUUAUUUUGCCUAGAGGUCUAUGUGCAUAAUUUAGCAGCACAUUGAUCGUGCAGAUUAAUCGUGCUAAAUGUGCCAUUGCUGAGAAUCAAACCAAACACUCUGCCUGCAUGGACAUGUACAUGACUGUUUUAUGGUGAAAGCUCAGUCAAGUACAUUUUUAGAUCACAGUUUAAUCUGCACCCAGACAACCAAUACUCAUGCUUCAUUAACAGUGCCUUUAUUUAAUUAACAUAAUUUUAUAUAUAAAUUGAAUUCAAAUAAAUUGUUUACAGUAGAAUUUAUGUCCAUAUUCUUUCUGACUAGGAAUUAAUGCAUUUCUUGAUUUGGCUUUGGAUAACUUGAUUAUAGUUAUAGCAAUUGAUAGUAAGUUUUAUCACCAUGUUAUUAGAAGAUGCAAUGAUAACAACGCUGAACAAUAAAAUGGUAUAUCUACA